Amphiprion ocellaris (clown anemonefish) is the source of this 1104-nucleotide messenger RNA. Its product is annotated as NPC intracellular cholesterol transporter 2. The record is from RefSeq and is a predicted model, not a curated record. NCBI's taxonomy places the organism in Eukaryota, Metazoa, Chordata, Actinopteri, Pomacentridae. Gene Ontology annotation, biological process: cholesterol efflux; intracellular cholesterol transport. The transcript has 5 exons. The coding region runs from base 168 to 614 and encodes 148 amino acids. Gene Ontology annotation, molecular function: cholesterol binding.
GAGGGAGUCACCUGACAGACAAAAUUUCGGGCAAAAAAACAAAUGCUAAUGAAUAGGCGUCACCAGGAUCGCGUGAUUCAAGGAAAUAAAAAGCUGGGUGUUGUUGCCGCUCCAACAGCUGACACGGAUCUCCUCAAAGGGUGACGCGCUAAAAAAGAAACGGAAACAUGGAUUCCAGGACCGGUUUAAUUGUUUUGCUCUGCUUGAUGGGCUUCACCUGGGCUGUACCAGUGAAGUUCCUGGACUGUGGUUCGACUUCUGGUAAAGUUAGCAUCGUGGACAUUAAUCCUUGUCCCAGCCAGCCGUGCCAGCUACACAAAGGCCAGUCCUCCAGUGUCAAUGUGACCUUCAACAGUGGUGUCGAGAGCCAUACAGCCACAGCUGUGGUUCACGGUAUCAUUGCUGGCGUCCCGGUCCCGUUUGCCAUUCCCAACGCCGACGGCUGCAAGUCUGGAAUCCAGUGUCCCAUCCAGAAGCAGCAGAUUUAUCACUAUGAGACUGAACUCCCUGUGAAGUCUGAGUAUCCUUCAAUAAAGCUUGUUGUGGAGUGGGAACUGAGAGACGACAACAAAAACGACUUGUUCUGCAUCAGGUUCCCAGUUCAGAUUGUCUAAUGUGCCAAAUUAGCAACAAUACCUCUUACAAGUGUCUGUCUUUUAAAAAAAAAAAAAAAGGGAUUCAGCUUUUAGUAGAUCUAAAGAAUGCCAAUGAUUCAAGCAAGAUGUAAUUUUAUUGAUUCAUCAAACUGAUUUUAAGAUGUCUUCACUAGUUUGCAAGACUUGCUGCACACAUCUUAAAUCCUACUGAAAUACAAUGCACGUACUUUCUUUUUGUGCUGCUCUUCCUAACGGUCAAUUUUAAGAGUUGUGAAUGUGAAAAAUUUAGGUUAAUGACUGUGUAAGUGACUCCAGAAAACAUUCCUCUGCAGUGCAAAUGUCUUGUCUUACUGGCUGCUGUGUAGUCAGGAAAGGUACACGCAGUACUUUUUCUUUACUCUCAUUUUUUGUUUUUGUAAUAUUUCUUACUAACCUUGUUAUACCUGACUUAUGGAAUUGGAUACUUUUAAAACAUAUAUGCAAUUAAAUUCUAAGAAAGAAAUGUGUA